AUGAUGCGCGGUGACCCAUCUUCGAUGGAAGUAGAAGGAGUGCUUGUCGAAGCUUUCAGCGACGCUGAUUACGCAGCGGACAAAAGUACCCGCAAAUCAGUGAGCGGUGGCGUGUUAAUGGUGGGCGGCAUGAUUGUGGGCUGGCUACGCAAGAAACAAAAUUGCGUGGCCCUAUCUACAAUGGAUGCUGAGUUCGUGGCGGCUUCUCAAACUGCCGCUGAGAUGGUGGGCAUCAUGGAGCUACUAAAAGAGAUCGGUGUGAUGAUAAAAACGGAUUCAAUACUUCACGUCGACAAUCAAGCAGCGAUAGCUCAGAUCAAGAGUGAGGUACGUCUGGUCGAGCCAAGCAUAUUGACGUGA
Peronospora matthiolae is the source of this 360-nucleotide messenger RNA. The record is from the annotation of a GenBank genome assembly. NCBI's taxonomy places the organism in Eukaryota, Oomycota, Peronosporomycetes, Peronosporales, Peronosporaceae.